Messenger RNA from Staurois parvus, 276 nucleotides. Lineage: Eukaryota; Metazoa; Chordata; Amphibia; Anura; Ranidae. The record is from the annotation of a GenBank genome assembly.
GCCCUGUACCAUGUGACCUCUGUGAUCAUUCACAGAUUUCAUUAGCAGUAAGCAAUGAUGUCAGCAAGUGACAUCUUGCUUACUACUAUUCAUGUGAUUAAUGAUUGGCCAAUCAGUGAUCAAAUGAAUCGGGAUCUCACACAGCGGGCACCAGAUCGCGGAGCCGCACACUCCCAGGGAGCGCGCACAGGCAGGGAAGCGGGAGGAUGUUUUAUAAAUGGCCAUCUGCUCCUGCACUGCUCCCUUCUGGCCGUUUAUAUACAGACAGACAGAGGU